Sardina pilchardus (European sardine) is the source of this 2417-nucleotide messenger RNA. Its product is annotated as TOG array regulator of axonemal microtubules protein 1-like. The transcript has 8 exons. The record is from RefSeq and is a predicted model, not a curated record. Gene Ontology annotation, cellular component: cytoplasmic microtubule; cilium. Bases 891 to 2354 code for a protein of 487 amino acids. Gene Ontology annotation, molecular function: microtubule binding. NCBI's taxonomy places the organism in Eukaryota, Metazoa, Chordata, Actinopteri, Clupeiformes, Clupeidae. Gene Ontology annotation, biological process: microtubule cytoskeleton organization.
ACCAACACCACGGUCUCAUUGGGGAAAUGGGGAGGGAGGAGGGAUGACAAGGAAGGAGGGACAGCGGAAACGUACACGGAAGUGGGCAAAUUGGGAAAUGGUGUUUUCUUGGUCACCGCUAUCACCGGCCCCCAGUAAAAGAAACGAAUGAUGAUCAGAAAUAAUAACUGUUGGCAUAGAAACACAUGAUAAACACACACGAUAAAAACGCACAUGAUCACAUCAUCACACUGACAAAUAGCUAGAAUCUACUGUCAUAGCCGAUCGAGGCUUGCAGUAGGCCUAGCUUUAGGCUAUCCUAUUUAUGUAGGCUAUGCCUGCUACUGAAACUUUGUAGGCUACAGAUAGGCCUACUGAUGUUCUUAACAGAUCUAUUAUUGGAAUCACAAUUUAAUAGCCUACUUAUAGCCUAAGUAAUCUUGAAUGUGGACACUAUUGACCAACCUUCCGUUUUUUUUAAUAUAAUAGGCCCUACAUUUAUAAAAAAUAAAUGUGCUGUGUAUUAUGUUUAAGCAGUUCUCCCCUCUGUUUGGGAUGAAAUAAUCAUAUAAACAUAGUUUAUUUAAUUAACUGAAGCAGAGAGGGUUAAAGUGGAGCUUUGACUGAAGUUAUGAGCUGUCCAAAGUUACUGUUCGUUCAAGGGGAAACUUAACGGUCCAACGUCAUAGCAGGUGACGUCACAAUUACGCUCCUGUCAAUGUCAGCGAAAUUCUUAUUUCAGAUCAUUUAUGCAUAUCUUCACCGCAGGACUCACCGCUUUUUUUUUCAGUAGCCUAGAUCAUUUGGAUUUGGUUCAGUCUAGAUAAUAUUCAAAUUUGAUACGCUUUAUUUCUGCUGAUUCUCAUCAACACAUUUUUAAUGUAGCUCCUGUCCGCGGAAUUUUAAAUGUAAUGGAUCUUCAAGAGGAGUUUGGAAAACUCCAUGCAGACAGUGAGGAGAUGAAAAAGAUGUUACAGCUCCUGCUUUUACACCAGGAACAGUAUCAGAACACCGGCAACCUGAGCUGUACCGCAUGUCAUCGGCUGCUUCCUCAUCUCCAGCCUCGUCUUCUGCCCUUGCCCCAAUAUCCCCACGGCCCACUCCAGCCCUUGCAUGCCAGUGCGGCACCUGGCCAACGGAAGCUGCUAGCCCCCAUACCCCCUGCAUCCCCCCACCACCAGCUGCAGCGGUCUGUGAGGGGUAUGCUGAGACCCCUGAGCUCUCAUCAGAAGGAGCGCCAGACCAACAAGGAACUCCUGCAGGAGGUCGUGGAACUGGCUGAGGAGAUAAUCUUUCAGGAGGAACUCGCCACUCGCAAUGAUGCCAGGGCCUUGGCCCAAACAGGCAGCUCUGUGGGCAGCUUCAGGCCUGUGGAUCGCAGGACCCCAUCGGCACCCAGUACUCUGCCCUUCAUCAAUUCGCCAAUUGCCCCUGCUAUCCCCACCCCCCCAAAGACAACCAGUCACAGACAGUUUCAGAGUAGACUACCCCGUUUCAAGAAGACAAUGUCACUCAAUGUGGUCACUGAGACAGAGCAAAAGGCCGUUGAUGCACUGACAGGGAUGCAUGGGGAAACAAGAGAGCAUAAGGAGGUGAAGAAGAGGAAAGUGAAAGAGGCGAGGCACGCCAACAAGACCCAGCUGGCCAAGAGUCUCCCAGAGUUGGCCAGACAGCGCCCUCUGUCCUGUCCCGAGGAGGCCCUCCUGCAGGCCUUUACAGCGUUCAGCGACGAUGACUGGGAGAAGAAGAUCAAGGCCCUGAUCUCCAUCAGGUCUCUGGCUCAGCACCACUCUGAAGUGCUGCUGCCCAGGCUGCAUGACGUCUGUCUGGCCGUCAAUAAAGAGGUGAGGCACCUGCGCAAUGUAGUAUCCUGCGCUGCCAUGGUGACACUGGCACACCUGUUUGCUCACCUGGGCCAGGACAUGGAUGCAGAGGCCGAGGGCACAGCCCGAACACUGCUGCCAAAGGCUGGAGAGUCCAGCAACUUUAUAAAGGACAUGGACCUGGCCCUGGGGUAUAUGGUGUAUAGCAUCACCCCCAUCCGCAGCAUGAACGCUCUGAUCAAGGGAGGACUCAGCCACAAACACACAGCCGUGAGGAAGAGCACUGCACGGCACCUGGAGAAAGUGACGGAGGUCAUGGGGGCAGCUUGUCUCUUGUCUGGCAAAAAGGACUUGACUGCCCGCUUCAUCCAAGUUGCCAGCUGCCUUGCCCUUGACCACGCACUGGAAGUCAGGAAUCAGGCCCGUAACAUUCUGUCUGUAGUGGCUGCCCAUCCUGACCUCAUCAAGAUGGUGGAGAGGUUCGCCCCUCUGAGUGAUCAAAUCCGCAUCAAGGACUUUAUUAAUACAUGCCAGAAAAGACCUUUGCGCUGAAGUAGACAUCAGAGCCAGCCAGAAUGAUACCGCACCCACGGGGUCACAGACACACACACAACA